UUGCUCCUGACUCUCAAGAACCUACCUUCACCUCUCCGCCUCUCACUUUUUUUUUUCUCUCUAUAUCGAUCGAUCUGCAAGUAAGAGAAAGAAUCGCCCCAAAUUCCACCAGAUCCGGCAUCAUCUUGCUUUGGUCGAGAUCUGACCCCUAGUUUUCCGUCCGUCAGUUAGAAUCGGAGCUCCAUUCGCUGGGGCUACGAUGGAGGAGGCACUAGAGGCGGCGCGGGCUAAGGACACCAAGGAGCGAAUGGCCGGCGUGGAGAGGCUCCUCCAGGUGCUGGAGUCUACUACAAGGAGUCUCUCAUCCGCCGAAGUCACCUCCCUCGUCGAUACCUGCAUGGAUCUCUUGAAGGACAGCAACUUCCGUGUCUCCCAAGGUGCACUCCAGGCGCUGUCCGCUGCUGCAGUGCUUUCGGGCGAUCACCUCAAGAUCCAUUUCAACGGCCUUGUGCCGGCUGUCGUCGAGAGGCUUGGGGAUGGGAAGCAGCCCGUGAGGGAGGCGGCGCGGCAGCUUCUCAUUACUCUCAUGGAGGUAUCAUCCCCGACAAUCAUUGUUGAAAGAGCUGGAAGUUAUGCAUGGGCACAUCGAAGUUGGAGAGUGCGUGAAGAGUUUGCUCGUACAGUUUCCACAGCAGUUGGACUUUUUGCUUCGACAGAGCUACCUCUUCAGCGAGUCCUUCUUCCUCCUGUUUUGCAGUUAUUGACAGACUCUAAUCAAAGUGUAAGAGAAGCUGCUGCUUCAUGUAUUGAGGAGAUGUUUGCACAGGUAGGAACCCAAUUUCAUGAGGAAUUGCAACGUCACUCUCUUCCUUCUUCCAUGAUAAAGGAAAUCAAUGCCAGGUUAGAAAAGAUAGAACCAAAGGUUCUGCCAUCUGAUGGGGUUAGAAGUCACAUUUCUACCGACAAUAGAACAGCUUCUGCAAGUCAUAAGAAGAGCAGCCCAAGGACAAAAAUUUCUACCAGAGAAACCUCAUUUUCUAGUGGUGAAUUUGAUAUUACUGAAAAGCCUGUGGUGCCUAUUAAGGUUUUCACUGAGAAGGAGUUGGUCAAGGAGAUGGAGAAAAUAACAUCUACACUAGUUCCAGAGAAAGAUUGGUCACUUCGUAUUUCUGCCAUGCAAAGAGUUGAAGGCCUUGUCAUUGGAGGUGCUGCUGAUUAUCAAUCAUUUCCUGUGCUAUUAUUAAAGCAGCUAGCUCCUCCGAUAUGCACUCAGCUAUCGGAUCGACGCUCAAGUAUUGUGAAGCAGGCCUGCCAUCUGUUGAACUUGCUAUCAAAGGAAUUGUUGGGAGACUUUGAAGCUUGUGCUGAGAUGUUCAUUCCAGUUCUUCUAAAGCUUGUUGUGAUAACUGUUCUAGUGAUUGCUGAGUCGGCAGACCAUUGCAUUAAAACUAUGUUGCGCAAUUGCAAAGUUGCUCGUAUACUCCCUCGGAUAGCUGAGAUUGCAAAGAGUGAUAAGAGCUCUGUUCUUCGUGCUAGAUGCUGCGACUAUGCACUUCUAAUACUGGAGUACUGGGCUGACGCUCCAGAAAUUCAGCGUGCUGCGGAUCUUUAUGAGGAACUAAUAAAAUGUUGUGUUGCAGAUGCAAUGAGUGAGGUGCGCUCAACUGCUCGCACUUGCUAUCGGAUGUUCACAAAAACAUGGCCUGAACGCUCCAGGAGGCUUUUCUUGUCAUUUGAUCCUGCCAUACAAAGGUUAAUAAAUGAAGAGGAUGGAAGUAUACAUAAACGACAUGCUUCUCCUUCUAUACGUGAAAGGGGAUUACAAUUAUCACACAGCUCUUCUCAGGCAUCUCAGGCAUUUAGUACAGGCAUACCUGGAUAUGGAACCUCUGCUAUUGUUGCAAUGGACAAGGGUGCAACUAGUUCUGUUGGCACAUCUCUUUCUUCAGCUGGCCUCCUAUCACAAUCCAAGACACUUAGGAAAAAUCCAGAAAGAACACUUGAGAGUAUGCUUGAUGCGAGCAAACAGAAGGUAUCAGCUAUAGAAAGUUUACUGAAAGGUGUGAGCAUAUCUGGCAAGCAAAGCUUCACAAGUACACGCUCGACCAGCUUGGAUCUAGGAGUUGAUGCUCCAUCUACUCGUGAUCCACAAGUUCCAAGUAGUGUUUCCUCCAACCUUUUUCCUGUACAGGGUUCAGUAUUAGUUGAUUCAAAUGCUGCAAACAUUGCAAAAGGCAAUAAUAGGAAUGGUGGUUCAAAUAUGUCUGAGCUCCUGACUUCUCAAGUACAGUUAAGCAGAGACUCUUCAAGGUCAUCUUACUUCAGCCCAUCUGAUACCCUUUCAGCUUUGUCAUUGUCGUACAUGAAAAGAUCUGAAAGAUUGCAAGAAGGAUGUGGUAUUGAAGACAAUGUUGAUCUCAAAUUUUCUAGGCGAAUUUCAAGUAUGCCAAUUGAUAAACAGUAUCUGGAAACACCAUAUAAAGAUUCUUUCUAUCGAGAAUCACCAAAUAGUUACAUUCCUAAUUUUCAACGUCCACUUCUUAGGAAACAGGUGACAGGAAGGGCGAUUGCAAGUAGUAGAAAAAGUUUUGAUGAUAGUCAAAUCCAAGGAACUGAAAUACAUAGUUAUAUGGAUGGUCCAGCAUCUCUAAACGAUGCACUCAACGAGGGAUUAAGUGCUAGUUCAGAUUGGGUAGCAAGGGUUUCUGCCUUUAAUUAUCUUCGGAGUUUGUUGCAGCAAGGCCCAAAAGGCAUUUUAGAAAUCACGCAGCAUUUUGAGAAGGUCAUGAAAUUAUUUUUCAGAUACUUGGAUGAUCCCCACCACAAAGUUGCUCAGGCAGCUUUUUCCACUCUUGCUGAAAUUAUUCCCGUAUGCAGAAAGCCCUUUGAAAGUUACCUAGAAAGAACAUUGCCACAUGUCUUUUCUAGAUUAAUUGAUCCAAAGGAACUGGUUAGGCAACCAUGUUCAACAACUUUAGAGAUCGUUAGUAAGACAUACAAUGUUGAUUCUCUUCUUCCAGCACUUGUUCGUUCUUUAGAUGAACAGAGAUCUCCAAAAGCAAAGCUUGCUGUCAUUCAAUUUGCAAAUAAUUCGUUUAAUAAACACACAAUUAACCCAGAAGGUAAUAGUAAUAGUGGCUUUAUAAAGUUAUGGCUUGGCAAGUUAUCACCUUGGGUGAAUGAUAAAAAUGUAAGGCUGAAGGAAGCAUCCAUAUCUGGCAUCAUAUCUGUUUACACCCAUUUUGAUUCAACAGCAGUCUUGAAUUUUAUUCUGAAUCUCUCUGUUGAAGAACAAAACUCAUUGAGACGGGCCCUUAAGCAGUACACACCCCGUAUUGAGGUUGAUCUGAUGACCUUCUUGCAGAAUAAAAAAGAACGUCAACGUUCAAAGUCUUUCUAUGACCAAUCAGAUGUUGUUGGAAGUUCUUCCGAGGAAGGUUAUGUUGGAGGAUUAAAGAAAUCUCACCAAUUGGGUCGUUAUUCUGCUGGUUCACUUGAUGAUGAAGGUGGGCGUAAGUGGAGUUUAGGUCAUGAAUCAACUGAACUUGAUGCAUCCAUUGUUCAUGUAACUUCCAAUGAAAUUCACCAUUCCAGCCAAAAUCUUGAUGAGUUUAUUUCUGACCCAUUAUUGCAAGGCACUGAUUCAGGUACCAAUUGCCUAAAGAAAACAGAUUAUGCCAUUGAACAUGAGAGUUCUAUACCAACUCCGCGUCUCAGUAUCAAUAGAUUUAUUGUUUCUGAUGGUCAUAAACCUAUCGACUUGAAUCAUGGUGGUGAAAUUAGUAAAGGUUCUGAGCUUAAACACCUUAAAAAUAGUCCUGUAAGAGCUAACCUCCAAGGUGACAGUGGGCCUAGUAUUCCCCAACUUCUUCAUCGGAUUUGCAAUUCAAGUGAUGUUAACUCAGAUUCAGAUAAAACUGAGGCACUGCAACAGUUGGUCGAAAUUUCAUCAAAAAAUGAUAUCUCUGUCUGGACAAAGUAUUUCAAUCAGAUAUUGACAGCUGUGCUCGAGGCAUUGGAUGAUUCAGAUCCUUCAACAAGGGAGCUUGCUCUUUCUUUGAUAUUUGGAAUGCUCAAUAAUCAGAAGAGUGAGAUGGAAGAUUCUGUUGAAAUUGUUAUCGAGAAGUUGUUACAUGUGACAAAAGAUGUAGCUGUGAAGGUCUCAAAGGAAGCAAACCAAUGCUUGAAUGUAGUCCUAUCAGAAUAUGAUCCAUUUAGAUUCUUUAGUGUAAUUGUUCCUUUGUUGGUCAGUGAUGAUGAAAAGACCCUUGUUGUUUGUAUCAGUUGUUUAACUAAGCUUGUCAGCCGUCUUCCACAAGAUGAUUUGAUGAAACACUUGCCGUCAUUUUUACCUGCCCUGUUCGAUGCAUUUGGAAACCAAAGCCCAGAUGUGAGAAAGACUGUCGUUUUCUGUUUGGUGGAAAUAUACAUUAAGCUUGGCAAAUCUUUUUUACCUUAUUUGGAGGGUCUCAGUAGCACACAACUACGACUCGUGACAAUCUACGCCAAUCGAAUCUCCCAAGCUAGAUCUGGUGCUCCAAUUGAUUCUAGUCAUUAGAUAUGUGGUAUUUUUGUGUUAUUGUUUGUGGAUAAGUUGAGGUCGUGUAUCUGUAUAGUGUAAAUCACACUGUCCCCUCUUGUUUGAUGAUUGUAUGGAUGACCUUUUUUCCUUAUUCUGGGUGGUGGUUUUCCAAAUGACUUUUGGUGGAGAUCAGUGAUGUUUUCCAGAAACGGAUUGAGUGGAGCCUCCAUCAAUCUUUUAGUGCCAUAUUGCUUAGUUAUCAAAGGGUGAUAAUUUUAACUAAUUUGCAGAAA
Molecule: messenger RNA, 4755 nt
Organism: Zingiber officinale
Lineage: Eukaryota; Viridiplantae; Streptophyta; Magnoliopsida; Zingiberales; Zingiberaceae
Product: CLIP-associated protein-like
Exons: 21
Coding region: 200-4498 (1432 amino acids)
Biological process (GO): microtubule cytoskeleton organization
Cellular component (GO): cytoplasmic microtubule
Molecular function (GO): microtubule binding
Source: RefSeq, a predicted model, not a curated record